AUGGACACCGAGGCGCCGACCCACCCAGGCUUAUGCCGGACAGUGUCCCUGCUCUGGUUAUUGCUGCUACCGCCCUUGGCCACCUCAAGACAGCAACGGUCCCCAUCCACGGCCACUCCUGCCCCGGUUCCCGGCGAGACAUUGGAGAGCUGUGCCCCCGCCUCCUCUGUUCAGCGGUUGGCCCCAGGAGUCCGAGCCGGGGUUGUCUCUACAGUGUGUGGGAAGCCCAAGGUGAUGGGGAAGAUCUAUGGUGGCCAGGACGUGGUCCCUGGCCAGUGGCCAUGGCAGGCCAGCCUGCUCUACCGAAACUUGCACAUCUGCGGAGCUGUCCUCAUCGACUCCUGCUGGCUGGUUUCCACUGCCCACUGCUUUCUCAACAAAUCCCAUUCCCCAGAGGACUACCAGAUUCUGUUGGGAAGCACCCAGCUGUACCAGCACACCCAGCACACCUGGAAGAUGUCAGUGAACCGGAUUAUUAUGCACCCAGACUUUGAGAAGUUCCACCCUUUCGGAAGUGACAUAGCCAUGUUGCAGCUGCACCUGCCUGUGAAUUUCACCUCCUACAUUAGUCCUGCCUGCCUCCCAACCCCUGGAAUGCAGCUGCCCAGUCACUCAUCCUGCUGGAUAACUGGCUGGGGGAUGCUCAGCGAGGACACACAUCUACUCCCACCCUUCCAUCUCCAGGAGGGCAAAGUGAAUCUUAUUGAGAACAAGUUCUGUAAUAUGUUAUAUGAGCAAAGACUUGGCAAAGGCAAGACCUACCCUGUGCAUGAGGAGAUGCUAUGCUCCGGGGACUUCUUGACAGGAAAGGCCAUCUGCCAAGGUGAUUCCGGGAGCCCCCUCGUCUGUGACCUCCUCAAUGCCUGGGUUCUGGUAGGGCUGGCCAGCUGGGGCUUGGACUGCCGGCACCCCAUCUACCCCAGUGUGUUCACCAGUGUCACCUACUUCUCUGACUGGAUCAACGAGAUCCAGAGGCUCACACCUCCUCCUGAUGCCACAGCUGCUCUUCCUCAGACCCCAUUUCCACACCCACCUCUGCAGGCUAAAGGCUCUCCUGGGCCUGGCACAGCCUUCAUGUCUACACAGACCUGGCUCUCACUGCUGUCUGUGCUCAGGGCCCAGUGGCAGGUCCUGCAGUGA
Pteronotus mesoamericanus is the source of this 1140-nucleotide messenger RNA. Its product is annotated as putative serine protease 47. Bases 1 to 1140 code for a protein of 379 amino acids. Lineage: Eukaryota; Metazoa; Chordata; Mammalia; Chiroptera; Mormoopidae. Gene Ontology annotation, molecular function: serine-type endopeptidase activity. The transcript is spliced from 5 exons. Gene Ontology annotation, biological process: proteolysis. The record is from RefSeq and is a predicted model, not a curated record.